GUGACGUCGACGUGCAAACCUGCGCCCAAUGAGGCGUCUACGUAUAUAUGUCUGUGGCUGCGACGUCCCAAACCAGGAUCAACACUCGGAAACAACCAAAGGACCCCCACAGACCGAACCAGCUGCGGCCAGUACACGAUACGGGAUUAGAGUUUUUAUUUAUUUUUUAUUAAGCACUUUAAGUUAUUUGUACGUAGUUAUAGUUACCGGCUCGUUAAAAAUAGCAAAGCAGGUUUAAAGAGAGGACACCAGAGACUGCAGGAACUCAGGGUUUAACCUCGGCUGCAGCCAGGAAGCAGAAUAAAUGGAGAACCUGCACCCCCACUGCCUGAAAUGCAUCAACAGGAGGUGCAUGGCCAGGCCGGAGCCGGGCGUCUGCUGCGACCUGAUGGGCUGCCCUCUCGUUUGCGGGGCGGUUUUUCACUCCUGCAAGCUGGACGAACACCGUCUCCUGUGUCCGUACGAAAGACUGCCGUGCCUGAACAGCGGCUUCGGGUGCCCCUUCACCAUCAUGAGGAUCAAAAUGGCGCAGCAUCUGGAGACGUGCCCGGCCAGCAUAGUGUGUUGCACUAUGGAGUGGAACCGGUGGCCCGUCAGCUACGCCGACCAGAAGUCCUACGAAAACCUCAGUAAAGACUUUGAUGAGGUGGAGCAGCUGGACAUGGCUCUGGCUCUCCAGGAUCAGAGGAUGCUCUUGGAGUCCCUGAAGGUCACGACCAACGUGUCGAAGAAUGGCGACGCAGGCGAGGGCGGUAAAGUGGCCGCCGCGUUGGUCUCGGGCGACGAAGCGGUAGAAAUGGAGCAAGAGCCGUACGGCGGCUUGUCCAGAGCUUCACCGGAGACGGCCAGGAGUUUAGCUGCCGCCCUGGACAUCCUCACUACGCCCAACAACAUCGGCGCGGUUGUCGAAAACCUAAACGGCGAAAAGACCGAUAAGAACGGAGCGCUCCAUAGUGGAGAAAACGGGGAUUGCGGGUUUGCUGCUGACGGCGGGAGGAACGUAGAAAUGCGCGAGAGCGACGGUGAUCCGGAGUGUGAGCUGGGAGCCGUGGGCGGAGUGGACCGCGCCGUGGAGACGGACGACGCCAACGCUAACCUGGCCGAGCAGAUCAAUUUCGUGGAGUUGCGCUUUGAAGACAGGGAGCCCGAAAUUCCCGCGGCAGUUCCCAAUGGCGGCCGUUUCUGGCCGCCGAUCCCUCAGGGCUACCUGCCCCGCCUUGCUCCGGAGCCGCUGAUGCCUCAGCAGGUGCCCCUCGCACCACAGAUGCCGUUCUUGAUGUCCGAUCGCGUGAUAGGCGGCUUCUUGCAGCAGCUUCCCCCCGAGGUCCGGUACAGGUGCUUGAAGCGGGAGCUGCAGCGGGUGGACGCGCUCCGAGGCAUCAGCAUGUACACGCUGGACGGCUGCCGCGCCCUGCUCUCUGACCCUUACUUGUUUCGAGCCAAAAUGGAGGACAAGGCGGUGGACACGUCAGACCUGGAGGUGGAGGAGGAUCCCAUGGGCCUCCACGGCAUCGACAUCAUCACGGCGGCGCUGCUGUUUUGCCUCGGCGACUCCCCGGGCGGCAGGGGGAUCUCCGACAGCCGGUUCGUCGACGGCUACCACAUUGACUUCGGCACGCAGACGUUCUCCUUCCCCUCGGCCAUCCUCGCCACCAACACCAUGGUGGGCGACGUCUCCUCGGCCUCGGCCUGCGACCACGCCAGCCCGCAGCUCUCCAACCCCAGUCCCUUCCACACGCUGCGGCUGGACCUGGUGCUGGAGUGCGUGGCGCGCUACCAGACCAAGCAGCGCUCCAUGUUCACGUUCGUGUGCGGGCAGCUCUUCCGACGGGACGAGUUCUCGUCGCACUUCAAGAACGUCCACGGGGACAUCCACGCGGGGCUCAACGGCUGGAUGGAGCAGCGCUGCCCCCUGGCGUACUACGGCUGCACCUACUCCCAGAGGCGCUUCUGUCCCUCCGUGCAGGGCUUUCGGAUCAUCCACGACAGACACCUGGGCUCUUUCGGGGUGAAGCCCGGUCCGCCCGCGAAAGCGGGAGACGGCCACUCGAGGAGGGGCCCCCGCAUCGACUCGCAGUGCGAUCAGCUCAGCGGCCUUCCCUUUGAGGUGUUGCAGUACAUAGCCAGCUUUCUGGACAGCUUCAGCCUCUGCCAGCUGUCCAGAGCGUCUCGCACCAUGCGGGACGUGUGCGCCAGUCUGCUUCAGAUGCGCGGCAUGGUGGUCCUGCUGUGGGAGAAGAAACGACGGGAUGACGGCUCGCCCUCAUGGCAAAUAACACACAAGGUGUGGCGCUUCAGCACAGCCUUCGGCUCCGUCAAUGAGUGGAAGUUCGCGGACAUCGCCAGCAUGGCCGACCACCUGAAGAAGUGCAAGUUCAACACCAUCGCCCGGCGGGAGGACGCCGUCCCUCUGCCGUGCAUGUGCUUCACCAGAGAGCUCACCAAAGAGGGCAGAUGUUUACGGUCUGUUCUCAAACCAGUAGCUUAAGCCGCGAUGGGAUUCUUGUUCCAAACUUUUUUUUUUUUUUUUUUACACCGACCAAGACAACUUUAAUACACCUGUACUUCCAUCAGUGUUUACAGACUUUGAUCUCUUCACACGUUAAAAACUCCAGCUCCAAUCGGAGCAUCAUCUAUUUCUGGAUUUCUUUUGCUUCUCUUUGCUUCACACCGGACAAAGUCGGCCGGCUCACGUUAAAAUCCAGCCGCCGUGAAAUCGGGCGCCCUCACUGAAACGUCGAUCCGCUCUGUGUCGAUCUGUUUCUAAUAGAGAUGCACCCAUCAGGCUUUCACUGACCGGCACCGAUUUCCAGUUUUCUUUACCUGCUGAUUCUGUUUUUCUUCUUUAGAAGAAAUGUGAGUAGAACUGUGUCUCAGGCUCUUUUUAUAGAGAAGUUUUGAAUGAGGGCUGAACGACAUAAGGAAAAUAUGACGCUGCUAUCGCUAUCAGUGAUGGUUAACCUAAAUUUUCCCCACUACUCACUUUCUAUUCCAGCAUCACAAAGCUCUAGAUCAGGGAAGGACGUAGAGAAUAGUGACACACCACCUCAGCAGCAAAAUAUAUUCCUGAAUGAAUGGCAGCCAGUGUCGUUUGCCCUACCCUAGUAAAUGUUACAUCUAAGCAGUCCUCUGCAAAAGGCAACAUUUAUGGGGGGAAAGACAAAAGCCUAUAACCUAAAGAUGAGUUUAGCUAAAGUCAAGGAAGCUCAUUAAUGUCCAGAUCGAAUAUGUUGCCAGUACUUGGGUUUGAUGUUUUUAAUAAUUAGGAGAAAAUAUUGUCCAGUAACUGAACCGUUGAUCAGGGAAGAAUUGGCUGAUUCCAAUAUCUUACUGAAUAUUGAUGAUCAGGCUGUUAAGAGCUUCUCAGUGAGACGCCAUUACUGCCUUUAGCUGGAACACAUCACUGGUUUCGUCAUAUUGUCUCCUGAUCUGGUUAAAAUCCAGAUUUCACAGCUUUGAUAGAUCACCAGUAUUGCCGCGUCGACGUCGGUGCGCUUUGUGGUUCGCCGUGAAAUACAAUUACACUAAUGUCGUGUUUUUCUUCACCUUUCUUACAUUUCAAGGUAAUAAUCUGGCCUCUCAUUGGGGGUGAGACAUUAAAACACUAUUCUCCAGGCCAUUUGGCCGUACUUCUUCUUUUCUACAAGUUUCACCAGCAGAUUUUUGUAGGUUCUUUGCCAAAAAUGUAGUUGGAUCAACGUAACGACUGAAUGUGCUCGGUGGAAAACACGAGCUACUUUGAGUUCACCAAGUGUGUUACCUCACGACACCCUGCUGGCCAGGUUUUAAGAAACAUAACCACCCGUUCUGGACAUAACUACUUCUUUCCGUCUGUGGAUUGGCGAGUGUCGUUUUUGCCAUUUUCUGCCAGGUGGGGGGGAAAUGGAUGGCGUCUCAGGGUUUCAGGAGGAGUUUUUGUCUGGAUGGCCUUUGUGAGCCCCCGGUUACAGUGUGGGUCUCCAAGCUGACGCAGUAUUAUGAGCACAGGUUGUAGUGCGGGAAUACGGAAAAUCAAGUUUGUAAAGUUUGUUUUAAUUGUUAAAAUGGACUCUUCUAAUACUGUGGAUCAUUUUAGUAGCAUAAAAACAUAUUCUUAAAACGCCAUGUAGUUUGUUUGCGUUUGAAACAAAUGCUUGAAUCAUGUAUUUUUUUUUUUUUUAAAUAAAGAGAUGGUUGAAAAUGUCCCAAAAGAUUAGGAGUCAUAAAUUUGAUAUUUUGAGGUUGUUGUGUGUGUGUGUUUUUUUUUUUUUUUUUUUUUUUUUUUUU
Fundulus heteroclitus (mummichog) is the source of this 4266-nucleotide messenger RNA. RefSeq names its product F-box protein 30a (gene fbxo30a). Gene Ontology annotation, molecular function: zinc ion binding; ubiquitin protein ligase activity; protein binding. The transcript is spliced from 3 exons. Lineage: Eukaryota; Metazoa; Chordata; Actinopteri; Cyprinodontiformes; Fundulidae. The coding region runs from base 305 to 2488 and encodes 727 amino acids. The record is from RefSeq and is a predicted model, not a curated record.